Messenger RNA from Dermatophagoides farinae (American house dust mite), 4849 nucleotides. RefSeq lists its product as uncharacterized. Gene Ontology annotation, cellular component: nucleus. NCBI's taxonomy places the organism in Eukaryota, Metazoa, Arthropoda, Arachnida, Sarcoptiformes, Pyroglyphidae. The record is from RefSeq and is a predicted model, not a curated record.
UUUUUUUUUACAAUACAUCCAUGUGCUCAAUUUUUUGCUCAAGUGUUGAAUCCAGAAAAUACUUGUACCAUCUUUUAACAGAACCAGUGUUAGGAAUAUUCUACCGUCAUCAAGCUUUUCGGAUCAACACAAAACGAUGACGAUAAUGAUGCUUUAGAAAUAAGAUUUGAAACAAUGCAAAAAUUCAUCAAAUCUAAAUAUGGCCGUUUGUGCACACAAAUAGCAUCGUUGUGGCAACAAUUUCGACAACAUUUCCAUCAACAAUCGACAAGUAGUCAUCAAUUGAAUGAUAAUCAAAUAAGCCAAUCAUCUGAAGAAUAUGAUUCGGACACCACAAUUGUCGACUCAUUAGACGACCAUCAUCAUACACCAGCCGACGAAAUUAUGAUCACAAAUGAUAUAUCUGAAGACAAGGAACCAGAAAACAAUUCAUCACCGAAUCUUGAACAUAUUGAUUGCCAACAAUACAAAUGCGACCAUUGUGGCUAUGCAGCCGGAAGCAAGGAUCGUCUUGAUGAACACAUACAACAAGUACAGUUAAUUUAAUCUUGAUUGUUUGUCAAAAAGUCGGCUUUUCUGAAUGGCUGAAUUGUUGGAAGUUUCAGAAAAAUAUUCCAAGUGGCGGCUGUUUAGGAACGAUAAGAAGAAAAGCGGCGUGUAUGGCUCUAAUUAUUGAUUGUUGGUGGUGUAUAUAAGUUUGUGUCAAGUCGUUGUUGUUUCAUCAUUAUUUUACUGUGUUCUUAAGUUACCAAAUUGUGCUGUGUAUAAUUUUCAACAGGUGGGGUUAGAAACCUGUAUAUGGUGAAAAUGCGUUAUUGACCCUUACAUGAGGAAGAUUCAAUUCAAUCAAAAUUUAUAUGGGCUACAUAGGACGGCCGAUUUAUCAUUGUUAUCCGAUGAUAGCCUUACAUAUCUUUCACACAACUCUGUAAACACAUUUUGCAAUCAUUAUUACACAGAACAAAAUUUUAAUUUUUCUCGUCUCUUGAAUCAUGUAUCUACUAGUUUUUAUUUAUUCACGGUAAAAAAGUCCCUGGGACUUGGUAAUCUUUUGGAUAUUUGGAUUUCAAUACAACAAUAAACACACCAUCUGGUGAAAGCAAGUGAAUGUAGCAAUACAAACAACAACAACACGAAUAAAGCCGGCUAGAACUGAGUUGCAAUUCAAGUAGGCAGCACUGUGUGUGGUGAUCUGAGGACAGACAGACGUCACGUGCCUACGUGAUUUGAAUGACGAAAAAAAUUCAAAAUUUCAUCAACUGAUGUAUAGACACACACACACACACACACACGGUGCUAUCAUUCUAUGCGCUACUACCUUUUAUGAAUCCAAUUCUACGGCCGCCAUAUUAUAUAUAAGUGGUAAAGGGUGAAUACGAUUGCUCGAUAUUUACCAUUUGCUGCUACAAUCCACUAGUACGUGUAUAGAUUGAAUGUCAAAUGUUGCCAUACCACUAGAAGAAGAAUAUGUGUAAUUGUUGUUGUUGUUGUUGUUGGUGGUGGUGGUGGUGGUGGCCGCAGUGGUCCGUUUGUACAUUUGGCUCGUUUCACACAUUUCUCUGCAAUUUGUUCUUUUCAUUCCCAUUAUUAUUCAUUCAAUCAUCAAUUCAAUGAUUCACCACUCGAUCUCGUAAUUUGGACAUUUGUUGAUUUCAAAUUUAACAAUCCACAAUCCGAUCGUUCACAUCCAAAGUAAUUCCAUGCAAAUGUCAACAGCUAAUUGAAUGCAAUUCAAAUCACACACUGUCAUUGUUCAAAUGACACAUUCAUUCGCACAAUCAUUUGCCUGCUGCACAGAUUAAUCUCACCAAUCCAACAACAACAACAACAACUCGACAAUUAUGAAGGAAACUAGUCACAAGUUUCAAUUGCAGGCAAAAUCCCAUUUAUCCAGUAAUUCACAGAUCAAAAUGUCACCAGAAAGUAAAAACGAAUCCAAUUCAAAUGGCCGUAUUCAUCAGCCAUCAUCGUCAUCGCCACCACUACCACCACCAGCAGCACCACCACCACCACCACCACCAUCAUCAUCAUCAUCAUCAUCAUCAUCUUCAUCUUCAUCAUGCUUAUCGACUACAAAGAAAUCAUCAAAAGUUGGUCCACUGUCCUAUCGAGAUCGGAUGAAACGGAAAUUAUCAGACACAUCAUCAUCAUCAACAACUGCAGCCACGACGACGACGACGACAACAAACGCAGAGAAUAAUGAUCCAUUAUAUAAUGCUUUCAAACGAAUGUGCCAGCAAGACGAUUCAAGACGCAUGUUAUUCCGAAUAUUGGCUCAGGAUUCAUCAUCGACACAGGCAACUUGUUCUUGCACAACAACAGCUGCAAACACACUGAUCAAAGAGUUUGUACAACGUCUUCGUUGCAAUGUUGGAAAAUCUGAAAAUCAACAUGAUGAAUCCACGUCGACAAAUGAUGACAUUGACAUUGCACCAUCAUCAUCGGCAUCAACAUUGUCAUCGUCGUCAUCGUCGUCGUCGUUGAUCCAUAAACAACGAAAAAGUGAACGGGACAACAAUAACAAUGUACAUGUUCAAACAAUCAAAUUGGAUGCAAAUGACCAUCCUCAUCACCAUCAGCAUCAACACCAACACCAACAUCACCACCAUCAUCAUGCUCAUCGCCACAAUUCGACAGUUUGCAAUGAUAAUUGUUGCAACAAUAAAACGUUAUCGAAUCAAGUGAAAAAGUCAAAUGUACGAAUUCAAUGCAAGAUCGUGCAAUAUCUGGCCACACAGAUUCGCAAAUUGCCAUUGGCAUUGUCGUUGUCAUUGAUGACACCUCGACUACCGAUGCCAGCGGCCGAAUUACAAAAUCUACGAUAUGGAAAAUAUUUUCGCGUCGAACAAUGUCCAAAUGGCUAUGCAAAAGUGUUGCAUCUCUAUUGGGAUGAAAUUGCUCAUCUGGAUCGACAACAAAAGCUGGAAUUGGCAGCUGAAUACAUGAAGGAAAGCUUUCGUGAAGUGAAACCAAACGUUUCUGCAUACGUAAUUAGUAUUAUACACAAUGCCGCCUAUUACAUGCCCGAUUGGCUUGAAUGGCUUUCCGACACGAACCCUAAUCUAGCGGUCAAGGCCGGAAAACUCGGUCAAUCUGGCUCCGAUAUCGAGACGACCACAAUGACCAAAUAUCGUCAACAAGUACACAAAACCUAUCUGAAUGGCACCUAUCGAUAUGGCCCAUUACAUCAGGUUUCGGUCGUCGGAACUGUUCACGAAGAAGUUGGCGGCUAUUUUCCACGGUUGAUUUCGAUUCUGGAGAAAUCACCAUUUCUUCGUUUAGUCAUGCCAUGGGGACCAAUGUCAUCAUUGCAGCACAUGUCAUCGCCCACUGAAUCAAAUGAUGGCCCCAUACUCUGGGUUCGUCCUGGUGAACAAUUGAUACCGACCGCUUGUCUUUCAUCCAAUUCUUCGUCAUCCAACACACCUACUAAACGUCAGAACCAACUGCGCGGUCUUUUACGACGAUCGUCGGAACCUCGAGAAUUCAUGUUUGAAGAUAGGACGAAAGCUCAUGCUGAUCAAGUGGGCGAGGGUUUGGAACGACAAACCACUGCCGCCGUUGGUGUGCUGAAAGCAAUUCACUGUGGACAACAGCCUAAAUAUAAUCGUGUGACCAAAGAUGUGGUAGCGUUCGAUGCAGCGCAUUUCGAUGAACUUACCAUGAAAUUACAGCUGGAUCUUUACGAACCGCCUGUUUCGCAGUGCAUCACUUGGAUCGAAGAUGCCAAGCUCAAUCAACUACGCCGUGAAGGUGUCACAUAUGCUCGUGUGCAGCUACACGAUAAUGACAUUUAUUUCCUACCGCGCAACAUUAUCCACCAAUUCCGUACAAUCACCGCUGUAACAUCGAUUGCCUGGCAUGUUCGUCUCAAAAGUUAUUAUCGUGAUUCUGUAUCGGCCAAACAUGAUAAAACGGACGACAAUCAAGCCAAAGAUCAAUCAUCGCACAGUAAUAAUCGUCACCAACAACAACAACGAAAACAUUCGAUUACGAAAAAAUCCAAUCCAAACAAUAAACAACGUUCCGACAAGCAGGAAGAAUCAUCAUCUCAAGAUGGAAAACCGGUGCCGAACAAACGAGCUCGUAUUGCUUACUCCUGCUGCUGCUGCUGCUGCUGAUGAUGAUGAUGAUGAUGAUGAUGAUCGUAGAGAAAUUGAUGAUGCCAAAACAGCAGAUUUGAAAAGCAAAAUUCAAGAGGAGGACUCGGAAAACAAUGGACAAUUUCGAAAACGUCGUCAUAGUGCGACGACACCUGAACAGAAUCGUUUGCCGUUCGAUAAGCAACGUGUUCACAGCGAACCGCCGUGUAUUCGGAAAUGUAAAUCACGCAAACAAUUGGUCAUGAAAUUUUUACGACAAAAUUCAAUAAUCAAACAAGAGCAAUCGUCAUCGCAAGGUCCCAACGACAGAAAACGCAAAUGUCUGGAUGAUCAACAUUGCUGCAAUUGAAUAUGAACAAUUUGAAUUGUAUACAUCUAUAUCGGUCAUUCUCAGUUCAUGAUUAUAGCUAGUCUAAAUUGCGUUUCGCUCACACGCCCAUUCAUUUCCAUUUCUUCUUCAUCUUCUCAUGCAUGCUUUGCUCUCUCACUUUUUUCCCGGAUCUCUUUUUCUUCAUUUUCACACCCACCGUUUGAUACUUUUUCGUUUCAACAGUUUUUUCAACACACACACACACACACACACACACUUUGCUGUAAUCUGGUUUGAUAAUUUUUCUUUCAUUGCAUACAUUGAUGAUUAUUGAUUAUAUAUAUUACAUAUUUAUUUUAUUCACCGACAAAUCGUUGAUGGAUUAAUAUUUUUAAAUUUUAUAAAAAAUUCAAUUAAAGCAUGCAUAUAUAUUAUA